This is a messenger RNA of Eleginops maclovinus (Patagonian blennie), 5588 nucleotides long. RefSeq names its product SNF2 histone linker PHD RING helicase (gene shprh). The transcript has 30 exons. Bases 185 to 5038 code for a protein of 1617 amino acids. Gene Ontology annotation, cellular component: nucleus; nucleosome. The record is from RefSeq and is a predicted model, not a curated record. Gene Ontology annotation, molecular function: ubiquitin protein ligase activity; ATP binding; DNA binding. Lineage: Eukaryota; Metazoa; Chordata; Actinopteri; Perciformes; Eleginopidae. Gene Ontology annotation, biological process: nucleosome assembly; protein polyubiquitination; DNA damage response.
ACAGCGGCUCCAGACUCGGUUCCUGAUUUCGGUUUUGUUUUUAAUGUGAGGAUUUCUGCAGCUUCUCCAGAGACUGAGAAACCCCCUGAUGCCCGGAGCCUAACCCCCCCUCCUGCUGCAGCCCGACCGUAAACCUGAGCCCUUUACCUGUCCUGACUCCCAGUUAAAGGUCUGCAGAGACACCAUGAGCAGCCGCAGGAAGAAGGCCCCCCCCCUCCGGGUGGACGAGGAGGCCAAGAAGAAGCUGAACUGGAACAUGCUGGAGGACCGGAGGGGUGAGGAGGACGACCCCCCCAGCUGCUCCUCACCCCCCAUCACUCCCUCUCUCCCCCCUCCUCAAGAACAGGAAGUAACCCUGGACACUGACUGCCCCCCCGGCCCAUCCUCAGAACCCCCCCCCUUCACCCUCACCGUCCCCCCCAUGGAGACCUCCUCCCCCGUCUGGAGGGCUCUGAUCGGGGAGUUCAGUCUGAGGCCGGCCUGGAGCCCCCCCGACUGUGGGAGGAAGACGCUGCUGCUGCAGAGGGAGGGGGGGCAGCUCUGUAUCAGAUACACAGGGGGGGAGGAGGAGGAGGUGGGGGGGAGGCUGCAGGACUCGUGUCCGGUGACCUGCAGCCUGGGGGGGGUUCGGCUGCAGGAGCUGGACUGGCUGCAGAAGAGGAGCCUCCUGCAGCUGCUGCACCGGCACGAGGAGUGGGGGGUCAAGGUGGGGGUGUACCUGCUGGAGGCGGGGCUUGGGAAGCCGGAGUUCCUGAGUGAAGGAAACGGCCGCAUGAAGAAAGCCAGUCAGCUGAUGCAGAAACUGAUGGAGCACUUCUACGACUUCAUCAUCCCGGAGGUGGUGGAGGGGGAGGAGGGGGAGUGUGACACGGAGCUGGAGAGGCAGAACGUGGAGGAGCUGUAUGACCACGUGAGGCGGCAGCACCAGAGGGAGGGCAUCGGAGGGGAGGUCUACGACGUUCAGCACCAGGCCCUGAUCCCCGUCCUCAGACCCUACCAGAGCCAGGCCGUCAACUGGAUGCUGAGCAGGGAGAACUUCAGGACGGGCCACGCCCAAGAGCAGAGUCUGCACUUCCUCUGGAGGGAGUUCAUCUCUCUGUGUGGGAAGAGGUUAUUCUACAACCCCUUCACCGGCUGCCUGUCCUCAGAGUUCCCAGUGGGGGGGGCUGUGUGGCCGGGGGGGAUCCUGGCAGAUGAGAUGGGUCUGGGGAAGACGGUGGAGGUCCUGGCUCUGAUCCUGAUGCACAGCAGGGGGGGGCUGCAGCCGGAGGUGCUGACGCUGCCUCAGGGAAAAACUGUGAACUACUUCGUCCCUCCUGCUCCUCUGGAAAGAAAGAAAAGCAUCGUCUGCAAAACUGAAGCGCAGCCCAAACUCAAAAUAUCAUACCCAACGGUGCGUGUGAUGCUGCUCGCCGGCAUAAAAGAGAUGAAGACGGGACGAGGCGUCUCCAUCAACGCCGUGUUCUCCUACAUCCGAGCGUCGUACGGCUGCGACUUCCUGAGGAACCGCGGCCAUGUGAAGAAGACUCUGAUGAAGCUGAUCGAUGAAGGCCUGGUGGACCGGGUCAAAGGGCGCGGGCUGGCCGGGUCCUUCAAGCUGGGGAAGAAGUACAAGGAGACCAAGAAGACGGCAGCAGCUGCUUCCAAAACUAUCUCUAAAACAACCGAGAGCACGCCGAGGAAAACGUCUCAGAGACGAGCCAAAGAGAGAGCCGAGGUCGCUCUGCACAACUCACUGCUGACGGAGGAGGAGAGAGAGGAGGAGGAGGAGGAGGAGAGAGAGGAGCGAAAGGAGGAGCAGAAGGAGGAGGAAGAGCAGCAGGACUGUCCUCUCCCUGACCGUGCAGCAGCAGAGGAAGCAGACCCGGAGAUGAAGUGGGAGGAUCAGACCGACUCCAGAACCUCCUCACAGGAAGUGGACGAUCCUCCCCCCACUGCAGCCUCCCUCCUCCCCCACUCAGACUCCCGGUUUGAGUGCUUAUGCGGGGCGGAGUCGGGGUUCUUUGACGGGAAGCAUCUGGUCCAGUGUCUGAGCUGCGACCUUUGGCAGCACGCCGCCUGCGUGAACUACAGGGAGGAGAGCCGGAGCUCCACCCCCUUCUACUGCCCCCACUGCCUGGUGGCCGCCCCCCCUGUCAGCUCCGGGGCCACGCUCAUCAUCUCCCCCAGCUCCAUCUGCCACCAGUGGGGGGAGGAGAUCCAGAGGCACGUCCACGGAUCAGAGCUGAAAGUGCUGGUGUACCAGGGGGUGAAGCGCCACGGCUUCCUGCAGCCCCGCCUCCUGGCCCAGUCGGACGUCGUGAUCACCACGUACGACGUGCUGCGCUCAGAGCUGAACUACGUGGACAUCCCGCACAGCAACAGCCAGGACGGCCGGCGCUUCAGGAGCAGGAAGAGGUACAUGGCGGUGCCCAGCCCCCUGGUGGCCGUGCAGUGGUGGCGCAUCUGCCUGGACGAGGCGCAGAUGGUGGAGUGUCCCACCGCCAAGGCUGCAGAGAUGGCACUCCGUCUGUCCUCAGUGAACCGCUGGUGUGUGAGCGGCACUCCGGUGCAGAGAGGACUGGAGGACCUGUACGGCCUGGUUCUGUUCUUGGGCGUGGAUCCCUUCUGGGUGAAGCACUGGUGGCUGCAGCUGCUGUACCGGCCCUACAGGCGGGGGCACACGGCGCCGCUGUACGGGGUCAUCGCUCACAUCCUGUGGAGGUCGGCCAAGAAGGACGUCAUCGAUCAGAUCCAGAUCCCCCCCCAGACGGAGGAGGUGCACUGGCUGAACUUCUCCCCGGUGGAGGGUCACUUCUACCACCGGCAGCACGAGGUGUGCUCCCAUGAUGCACUGCUGCAGCUUCGGAAGAUCUCUGACUGGAGCCUGAAGCUGGGCAGCCUGGACCGCCGCACCGUGCAGAGCAUCCUCAACCCCUUGCUGAGGCUGCGGCAGGCCUGCUGCCACCCGCAGGCCGUCCGGGGGGAGUUCCUGCCGCUGCAGAAGAGCACCAUGACGAUGGAGGAGCUGCUGAAGUCUCUGCAGAAGAAAUGUCGAGUGGAGUGUGAAGAAGCUCACAGACAGUUGGUGUGCGCUCUCAACGGCCACGCAGGCAUACACAUCAUCAGAGGAGAGUAUGUGGAAGCCACUGAGAUGUACAGAGAAGUGUUGCGGUCCUCAGAGGAGCACAAAGGACGACUGAAGACCGACUCCCUGCAGAGACUUCAUGCGACCCACAACUUGAUGGAGCUGCUCAGAGCAAAGCAUCCUGGGAUACCCCCCACGCUGAGAGACGACCGACUGAGUGAAGAGGCGGAGCAGCUGCGGCAGCACUACAUGACCAAAUACGACUCGGAGGUGUCUGACGCUCUGCAGGCGCUGCAGCCGGUUCUGCAGAACAUCAAGGAGCUGCGGCGCAAGGUGAAGCUGAACUCCCCCUGGUGGCUGGACGUGGUGCAGCGGGCGGUUCGAUGCUCCACCGACGACGAGCUGGUGUCCCGCAUCAAGAACGAGCUGACGUCCGGCUACAAGCAGCAGGCCAGCAAGCUCAGCAUGGCAGACAAGUUCCGGGACGCCGUGGGUCUGCAGUUCCUGCUCACCACGCAGAUGCAGGAUCUGAUGAAGAGCCAGAAGACGGUGCAGGACGCCGUGAAAAGCCUGGAGGGCCCGGCGUCGCAGGAGGUCAUCGACGAGGUCACCGUCUGCCACCUGAGGCCCCAGCGGCUGCCGCUCAACAACUGUGUUUUCUGCAAGGCCGACGUUCUGUUCAUUGACUACGAGUCCAAGCUGUUUUCACACACGGUGAAGGGUCAGACAGCGAUCUUCGAGGAGAUGAUUGAGGACGAGGAGGGUCUGAUGGACGACCGGCUGCCCACCACCAGCAGAGGAUUGUGGGCCGCCAGCGAGACGGAGCGCAGCCUGAAGGCCGUCCUCGCCUUCGCCAAACUGAAGCGCCUGGACCCCGAGCUGCUGGAGGAGGGCAACACCUUCAUGGAGCUGUUCGAGUGCUGGAAGAAGGAGUACAAGGUGCUGCACGAGUACUGGAUGGUUCUCAGGAAUCACGUGUCGGCCAUCGAUGAGCUCGGCAUGGCGACGGAGAGACUUCGAGUUCGUCUGCCCGAUGAACCCAAACCCAAACUGCUGCACAUCAUCGAGCCUCACGAGGUGGAGCAGAACCGGCAGAAGCUGCUGAACGAUCAGGCGCUCGCUAAGUCUCAGCUGCAGAAGAAGCUGGGACAGUUCCUCUACCUCAACAACCUGGAGAAGUCCCAGGACAAGUCCAACGAAGAGCUGAACCCGGAGCCCUGUCCUAUCUGCGCCCGGCCCCUCGGACAGGAGUGGGCGGUGCUUACCUGCGGUCACUGCUUCUGCAACGAGUGCAUCGCCAUCAUCGUGGAGCAGUACAGCGUGGGCUCCAGACGCAGAGCCAUCAAGUGUGCCAUCUGCAGACAGACCACCUCCCACGCUGAGAUCUCGUACGUCUUCACCACUCUGGCCUCCGGACAGGACCAGGAAAUACCUGUACAGGGCAGCCACUCGACCAAAGUGGAGGCCGUGGUGCGGACCCUGAAGAAGAUCCAGCUGACAGACCCCGGAGCCAAGUGUCUGGUGUUCUCCACGUGGCUCAGUGUGUUGGACAUCAUCUCUAAGGCGCUGUUUGACAACAACAUGGACUUCUCUCAGAUCAACGGCAUCCACAAGUUCCAGGAGAACCUGUGCUCCUUUAAAUACGAGGAGAAGAUCAACAUCCUGCUGCUGCCUCUGCACACGGGCUCCAACGGUCUGAACAUCAUCGAGGCGACCCACGUUCUGCUGGUGGAGCCCAUCCUCAACCCGGCCCACGAGCUGCAGGCCAUCGGCAGGGUGCACCGCAUCGGGCAGACAAAGCCGACAUGUGUCCACAGAUUCCUCAUUAAAUCCACCAUAGAAGAGAGGAUGCAGGCCAUGAUGAAGACAGCAGAGAAAAGUCACAGCUCCAUGAAGCACUCGGAGGCGGCUGUGCUGACGGUAGCCGACCUGGCUGAUCUGUUCACUGAAGAACAUCUGGAGUCCAUGUGAACACCUGGACACACACCUGCAGGAGAUACCCUCACUCUUCACAGUGCUGCUGAUAGAAAAACUCUGGUUUUGCACAUUUAAAACCUGUUUUAUAUAAACGUACAUUCCGUAAAGGACAGUUCAUCAGGUCACGGUCCGCAGGCUGCGACUCACUAUUUACAUUUGAACUCUUUCUCACUUUUCUGUCAUCAACUACUGCGUCUGCUGCGUGUUUACAGGUCACACUGAACAGGAUCGCUGCUCACUUUAGUCUAUAAUGAAAUAUAGGGAUUUAUAAACAGGGGUUACAUCUAACGGCUGUUUCUAAUGUUGAUUAAUUGGCUGAUUAUUUUCUAGAUUUGGUUUAUAAAAUGUGGUAAAGGAGUGAUAAUGUCCAUCCCUGUUUUUUCAAGUCCAAGGUCUGACAUCCUUGCAUGAAAAACGACUUAAAUAAUGUUUAAAGGAGUUGUAAAUCCUCUCUGUUACUUUCUGUUGCAGCUCUGUCAUGUACAGCCUCUGUAAGACAUGAUGGAGACCUCCUCACAGGAUUAAUGAUGAUGUUGUCCCGCCA